ACGCCUACCAACAGCUUGUGUUAGCAGAGUCGGGAGCGCAAGGACAGAUGGCUCAGGAGAUCAUCCAACUUCAACCAGGAAUGCAAAUUGAGCGAUGGACGAUAGAGAAGAAGCUCGGAGAAGGUGGAUUUGGUGCAGUUUAUCGUUGCCGCGAUAUGACUGGACAGUAUGCUCUCAAAGUAGAAGGCGUUGCAGAGCAAAUUCAGGUGUUGAAAAUGGAAGUCUAUGUGCUGACUGAGUUAACGAAACGUGGAUCAAGACACUUCGCCAGAAUCGAAGACAAAGGAAGAUACGGGAAUUUCAACUAUAUCGUCAUGACACUCGUCGGUAAAUCACUGCAAGACUUGAAUAAAGGUGGACCAGGUGGUCACAUGACUACUGGAUGUGCAAUAUCAGUUGGUAUUCAGUGCCUGGAAGCACUUGAAGAUCUGCAUAACAUUGGCUACUUACACCGUGAUGUAAAGCCGGGUAACUAUACAAUAGGAAGACCUGAAUUACGAGAACUGCGAAAAAUUUAUCUACUAGAUUUUGGAAUGUGUAGGAAAUUCACCAAUGACCAGGGCAUCAUUCGCAAGCCUCGUCAGGCAGCGGGUUUUCGAGGAACGGUACGUUAUGCUCCCAUAUCAUGCCAUCUCCAGAGGGAGCUGUGCAGGAAAGAUGACUGCGAAACAUGGGUGUACAUGCUUGUGGAAUUGACGCAUGGCCGCCUUCCGUGGAAGGAAGUUCAGGAUAUGAACCAGGUUGGAGAGUAUAAAAAGCGUGUACGGCAGCCGAUGUAUAUCAUGGAAUUGUUCCCGCACCCCUGUCCACGUGAAUACAUACAGAUAUUGCAAUACAUUGAUAGCUUAAAGUACUAUGAUGCACCAAAUUAUCAAAUGAUCUACCAGUUAAUGCGACAAGGACUCGCGUCAAGUCGUUUGCAGGAAUUCCCGUACGAUUGGGAAAUGGGCGGACCAACGGCAUACAUGCUCCAGUAAAACGCUCGCAUUUCCCAUAGCAUCGUAAAUAAAGUUUUUCAUCAGGC
Cylicocyclus nassatus is the source of this 1024-nucleotide messenger RNA. The record is from the annotation of a GenBank genome assembly. NCBI's taxonomy places the organism in Eukaryota, Metazoa, Nematoda, Chromadorea, Rhabditida, Strongylidae.